Molecule: messenger RNA, 1351 nt
Organism: Harmonia axyridis
Lineage: Eukaryota; Metazoa; Arthropoda; Insecta; Coleoptera; Coccinellidae
Gene: Rpn7
Product: 26S proteasome non-ATPase regulatory subunit 6
Exons: 6
Coding region: 95-1264 (389 amino acids)
Biological process (GO): proteasome-mediated ubiquitin-dependent protein catabolic process
Cellular component (GO): proteasome regulatory particle
Molecular function (GO): protein binding
Source: RefSeq, a predicted model, not a curated record
CCCAUGUUGUUGUCGGUCCUCGAUGACAGCUAAGUUUGUCAAGUCAUUCGUAAUUUGCUAGUUAUUUUGAAGUCCCACAAAACAACUCUCCAAAAUGCCUAUGGAAAAUUUGGAAGACCAAGGAUUGGAAAAGAAUCCUGAUUUGGACUUGGCCAGAUACAAAUUUCUCCUCACAAUCCCCGAUUACAAAGAUAUAGAAAAUGUAAAGACUGAACUUUUGAAAGCUAUACAAGAACACGAUAUGGCCCCUUUCUAUGAAUUAAUUUGCAAGGAUUCCAAUUGGAAAAAAGAUGUCAAAUUACUGAGUACAAUGAAAACAAAAAAUGCUGAAGCCAUUAAGAAAUUGGAUGAAGCAAUCGAAGACGCUGAAAAGAACUUGGGUGAGAUGGAGGUGAGAGAAGCUUACCUCAAAAAAGCAGAAUAUUUCAGCCGUAUCGGUGACAAGGAUAGUGCAGUGUCAGCAUUCCGUAAAACAUAUGACAAGACAGUAUCUCUUGGACAAAGACUAGACAUAAUAUUCCAUUUGAUACGUCUUGGACUGUUUUUCAUGGACCAUGAACUCAUCACCAGAAAUAUAGAUCAAGCUAAAACUUUGAUUGAAGAAGGAGGUGAUUGGGAUAGAAGAAAUAGAUUGAAAGUAUAUCAAGGUGCUUAUUGUAUGGCAGUUAGAGAUUUCAAAACUGCUGCUACUUUAUUUUUGGAUACUGUUAGUACAUUCACAUCAUAUGAACUUAUGGACUACAAGCAAUUUGUGAGGUAUGCUGUAUAUACCUCUGUAAUCAGUUUACCAAGGAACCAGCUAAGAGAUAAGGUUAUUAAAGGGUCUGAAAUUUUGGAAGUCCUACACUCUGAACCUUCUGUCAAGGAAUAUUUGUUUUCACUAUACAAUUGUCAAUAUGCAGAAUUUUUCACUAAUUUAGCUCGAGUUGAAGAGGUGCUUCGACUUGAUUACUUCAUGAACGCUCAUUAUCGUUACUACGUUAGAGAAAUGAGAAUUCUUGCUUAUACUCAGCUCUUGGAGUCCUACAGAUCCCUAACUUUGCAGUAUAUGGCUGAAGCUUUUGGUGUUUCUGUUGCUUUCAUUGACCAAGAGUUGUCUACAUUCAUUGCUGCUGAUCGACUCCAUUGCAAAAUUGAUAGAGUGGGAGGUAUUGUAGAGACAAACAGGCCUGAUCUGAAGAACGCUCAGUUCAAUGCAGUCGUGAAACAAGGAGAUUUGCUGCUAAAUCGUGUUCAGAAAUUAUCCAGAGUUAUUAAUAUUUAAUUUCUAAUGUGUUUGUACUUUGAAUACAAAUAUUUAACCUACAAUUUUUUGGAUUAAUUAAAUAGUUUUAAUAAAAAAAUUUCGCUU